Messenger RNA from Blastomyces dermatitidis ER-3, 1440 nucleotides. Its product is annotated as histone chaperone RTT106. Gene Ontology annotation, molecular function: histone binding; nucleosome binding. Bases 1 to 1440 code for a protein of 479 amino acids. Lineage: Eukaryota; Fungi; Ascomycota; Eurotiomycetes; Onygenales; Ajellomycetaceae. The transcript is spliced from 4 exons. The record is from RefSeq and is a predicted model, not a curated record.
AUGUCCUCGAGUACCAUCAAUAACGCUGUCAUCGACAAGGCCUUCGAGGAUAACGCACCGCUCCGCAAACGCGUCUAUUCCGCGAUUGCCUCCACCCCCGAAUACACCAGCCUCUUCGAAGACAUCGCAAAAUAUACCUCCACGCUCCGCAGCGGACUAGGUGGCGGGUCAUCCGCAUCUUCCCAACUACGAGUUGCAGCGGGAGAAGGCCCGGCGGCAAAGAAACGCAAACUCAUCGAUGGAGGUGUAGGAGUAGGGGCGGGAGCGGGAGCUGGUUCUACGAACGAUGCAGCGCUGUUAGCGGGCCUAACGGCUGAUACUGAGCUACAGUUCUAUUUACAGGACCUAUCGUUUGCUAUUCCGCAGCGCAAGAAGUUGCGGUUGGAAUUGACGCGGUUGGCGCCCUCUGUUGCUGGUGGGAAGGAUGGAUAUCUGAGGGCGCGGAAUCAGGCGUCGAAUGAGGUGGAGUUUGGGAUUCCGAUGUCGAAGAUUCAGCAUAUCCUCUGCCUACCUGUCCCAGAGAAAACUCAACGGCAGUUUAAUUUCUGUAUACUUCCCGAGUACGGGGAUGGCAUCACGACUGUCCCCGAUGACCAAAUUGCAUUCGAGCCAAUUGUCUGGACCAUUCCGGAUGGCCCGCCACGAACCGCAUUCCUAGGCUCAGGCACACCAGCCAUGGAGAGCGCAAAUCUUGCGGAGACAUAUGAAAGCUAUCUGAAGCGAAUGCUUGAUGAUAAUCUACGGCAUACGAAAGUGAUUUGCCCGAGUGAGAAAGAAUUUGUGAGCCCGACCCCUGAAGCCCAUCGGAAAGGGGAUAAGGCGUAUCAUGUCAAAGCGUUCCGGGGGAGCAAGGAAGGAUUCCUCUUCUUCCUCUCGACGGGCAUCUUCUUCGGCUUCAAAAAGCCCCUCAUCUUCUUCUCCCUCGAAAACAUUGACUCCAUAUCCUACACCUCUGUGCUCCAGCGGACCUUCAACCUCAACAUCGCCGCCCGCUCCCCCUUAAAUCCAGACGAGGUGCAGGAGUUCGAGCUCUCCAUGAUCGACCAGUCGAACCACCCGGGCAUUGACGCCUAUAUCAAAAAGCACGGGCUGCAAGAUGCCAGCUUGGCUGAGGCGCGUCGGGCUAAGAGACUUAACAUCAACGGCGUGAAGAGCGGGGAUGACGGCGCUGAUGGUGCUGUGGGUGCUGGAGCUGGUAAUUAUGCUGGGCAGGGCGAGGAGGAGGAGGAGUCUGAAUUGAUGAAGGCGCAGAGGGAGAUGGAGGAUCGAGAAGAGGAGGAGGAGGAGGACUAUGAUCCUGGUAGCGAGGGUGAAAGUGAGGGGAGCGGGUCUAGUAGUGACGAGGAGGAUGAGGAUGCUGACGGGCAGGGUGCUUAUGAUCCUGAGGAGGGUAGAGAUCUUGUCAGGGAGGAGUUAGGGAGUGAAGCUGAGGAGAUUUGA